Notothenia coriiceps (black rockcod) is the source of this 2738-nucleotide messenger RNA. Its product is annotated as WD repeat-containing protein 49. The record is from RefSeq and is a predicted model, not a curated record. Gene Ontology annotation, molecular function: protein binding. Lineage: Eukaryota; Metazoa; Chordata; Actinopteri; Perciformes; Nototheniidae. The coding region runs from base 217 to 2394 and encodes 725 amino acids. The transcript has 14 exons.
CAUUACUUAAUUCCUCUGCAGCGGGAGCCAACAGUGCGCUUAGUCGCCGUCUCCCACCCUCCUCCGCUGCGCUACAUUAGUGUCAGUAAAGGAGGUCAGAUCAGUGUCUGGAGCAGCAGCCUCCACAUCCUCAAGACGCUCGGGCUAGCAGGAGACCCCACAGAGGAAGUGGCGAGCACGAGGAGGUUCAGGGGCUGGACCUCUGAUGCCGUCUAUAUGGGAAACGUACACGCGGUUGCCAUAGCUACUGACUGCAGGGACUUGCACUUUAUAAAUGUCUCGACUGGCGCUGUGUUUCAGGACGCCCACCUUUUUGGGUUUCGAAGUGUCCCGACGGCGCUUUGUUACUGGCAUGAUGCUCAGUCUCCAGAGCAUCCCUCUCUGCUGCUCAUGGGGGAUGACAAAGGAGGAGUCCAUCUCCUGUGGUUCCUGAAUCCAUCCAAAGGUCUUUUCAAGAGUCCUUCCAAGACAGAGAGCGGCCCACAGAGGAUCUUCUUCCCAGACCUCGGUGAACACAGCAGCAUGGUGUCCUACCGUCACAUCCCCAGCGUCCACCAGGAGCCGAUCACCAGAGUGAUGUUCGAGCCCGGCACCAACGUCGUCAUGACGUCAUCAGAGAGUGACAACACCUCUGUAGUUUUUAUGAACGUGACACUGAAGCAGGAGCCUUACAUUUGGACAUUUAAGCAGGGAGCUAAAUGUUUUGACUACGACGCGUCUCUGCAGCUUAUGGUGACCGGAGGUUGUGACCGGGCGGUCAGACUGUGGACUCGUUUCAUCACCUCGCGUCCCGUAGCUUCGCUGCUCGGUCACCGCACCGCCGUGCUGGAUGUUAAAAUCUACCAACCUGUGGGGCAGAUCCUCAGCUACUCCAGAGAUGCUGAGCUGAGGGUUUGGGACAUUUCCAGCCAUCAGUGUCUGAAGAGCCUCGCCCUGCAGUUCCCCUGCCAGCAGCCGGGUCGAAUCCCAGAACACGGAAACUUCCCCUUCCUGUUGCUGAGCCCCCCGCUCACUGAGCAGCCUCUCUUAGCGGUGGCAUGCAAAGAUUAUCUAGCUGUGCUCAGUCUGUCUGAAAGAAGGACAGGAGGGGGCGGAUGGCUGACCGAUGAAGGAAGGGAACCUGGACCAAAUAUUCAAAGUGGUCCCCCUCUCUCCUGUGCUCUGUACAACCCCACUUUGAGACAGGUGGCUACAGGACAUGAAGACUCGUCUGUGUCUCUGUGGGACGUCGAGACGGGGAGGAGGCGGCUUCAGAUCCUAAACGCUCACGGAGAAGAGGGGAUCACCUGCAUGGCACUAGACUCCUCCCACAGAAGACUGAUCACUGGGGCGCGCAACGGCACCAUUAAGGUGUGGAACUUACUUAACGGCCUGAACUUGCACAAACUGGAGCCCGUCGACACCUCCGAAGUCACCGGGUUGACCUGUCUCCAUGACAACCAGCUGUUGGCUGUGGGAUGGAGCCGGCGGGUCGCUCAGUACGACGUCGCAGCUGCAAAGGAUUUGUAUGUAAGAGCAGACAUGUCGUGGAAGUCCAGCGGAGUCCACAAAUCUGACAUCCUGGCUGUGAGUCAGUGCUCUCCUCUGGGGGUCAUCGCCACAGGAAGCUAUGAUGGAGAGGUCAUUAUCUGGAGGCUGGAGACACAGGGGCCGGUGCUCCACCUGCAGAGACCCACACAGGCAGGAGCGGCGCCCCCUGUGGACGGCCUGCUGUUCCUGCAGCACCGAGCCGGCAACAGGAAGUUGAGAAACCGAGGCGUCCUGGUGUCAUCGCAGGCCGGCUGUCUCUGCUUCUGGAGCAUCACUGGACAGACACACACCUAUGGCCAGUGUUAUUCUCCAGAGCAGCCCGGUGAGCGUGUUUUGAGCCUGAGCUCGGAUCAGCCUCAAAACACCAUCCUGGUCUCUGGAGAUACAACCGGCUGGCUUCAGAUCUGGGACAUCAGUGACUAUGGACUGGACGUCCAACAUGAUGAGAGUCCAGUGUGUGAGCGGCCUCCUCUGCUGCAGCGAUGGAGAGCUCAUGAGAGAUCGAUAGUGGGCGUGGACGUCCUUGAGGUGUCCGGCAGGUUGUUCGUCCUCACAGCCUCGAGUGAUGGCUCUGCUGGACUGUGGACAAAGGAGGGAGAUCAUGUGGGUUUCUUCGGACAGGAGGUUAUGUGGAAUAUCUCAGAGCCAGAGACUUAUCAAAGAAAGGCUCAAAGAAAACUGAAAGGAGACACAGAGGACAGGACUGAGAGUGACGAAAUGGGGCUCAAAGGUCAAGUACCUGGACACGCCUUCAGGGAUCGAGCAUCACAGGAGGAAUGCUACUCUGAAGCUUCACCCACCAGCCUGGCAGAGAAUGACCACAAGCCCAUGGUAACCUGUAAACACACAAUCAGCAGCCGAUGAGUGUAAACACUUGUCAAACUCAUCUCAAUGGCCUUCUUUCCUUCGAUCCACCAAUGCACCCAACCAUCAAAUGUGUGUGUCAGUAUCUGUGCUAGAACUUCUGCCAGGCGGUAGCUUCGUGUCACAAGAGGAGACGUGACGGAUCACUGUUGAUUGGCUGUUUUUGUCCCCAUCAGACUCUGGCCCUGCAUUAGACAGAUUCGCGGAUUACGGGGUAAUUUUCCUUCCCUACUUAAGUACCUAUCUGUAUUUUCUAACAGACUGCACAAACAAAUCAUCUAUAAUUAUAUUUGUAUUGCACUUCUACUGUAUGUUCUCAAAUAAAGUUUGACAUUUCGCAAAAA